AUUACAUACCAGCACCCCAGAACUCCGACUAACGAUCAAGAUUCGAGAACACAAGGCCUCCUGAGCAUGUGGGAAAGCUUCUUUUGCAUUUGAGAAUGAGAUACGUACCGCCAGACCGAGUCUCAUUUUGUGCUUAUGACUCAUGGUGCCAGAGUUGGUCUUAUGGAUUGUGCUGGCGGUGAAGUUUUUUCACGGGUCGGCUUUGCAGGCGUUCCAAAUACCAUUGACAUUGCUCGUGGCCGUAGGCGUCUUGUGUAUCAAGUUCUAACCUGCCCUCGUGAUCACAUAUGGGCAUCGAGCAGUACUCGCGGUUCGGUCUGUUGUUUUCACCUGUGGUAGCACACCGGCAAGGCGGGAUAUCCGAUAUAUAUCGCAGGCACGGGUUCCGCAAGGUGGUGCUAAUACUGGUUUAUUACACUGUUCAUUCACCCGCUUCCCCUAGCUCCCUGCGUGUGCUCAUAAAUGGUCCGCAGCGCGCGUCCGUGACUGCUCCCCAGAAUUCGCAAUCUGGGAAGUGUGGUCCUUGUAAUGGCACCGCUGGUGCAUCUACUCAACGCAAAUUAAUGAGCACACUGCGACCAGUUUCCAAGUCUCAGCCUCGCGUCCCCGCUAGUUCCGCACAACAACCAACAAAAAAAAAACCACACUCAGGGAUCCGCCGAGAAGAUCUACCGAACGGCAGCCAGCAUUGCUUCCGCGAGGACUUGACACCCUUGACAUCGUCUCCACCCUCGAAAACCCUUGACAUGUUGCUAACCUUAUUGAUGUUAUGCAAUAGUGUAAUGAACGUGGCAUUCACGGACAUCGCCAAAUACAUUAGCUUCCUUGUUCCAUCAGUUUCAGACAUACAUGGCGAUAAAGAGACUGUAAAAUGUUAUCCGUUCAUGCGGCAGGAAGCGAAAAUCAUCAUGGACGAAGACGACGUAUCGAACACAUGGAAACGAAGGGCACAUUCUCGUCUGGUUUCUCACGCCCUUGCGCUCUACCUGGAGAUCAGAAAAAUUAUUCCACAAGCGUGGCGGCAGUCAGUGCAUAGCGCUAUUGAGAAACGACAGGCUUAUUGA
This is a messenger RNA of Suillus clintonianus, 1064 nucleotides long. RefSeq lists its product as uncharacterized. NCBI's taxonomy places the organism in Eukaryota, Fungi, Basidiomycota, Agaricomycetes, Boletales, Suillaceae. Bases 288 to 1064 code for a protein of 258 amino acids. The transcript is spliced from 2 exons. The record is from RefSeq and is a predicted model, not a curated record.